AUUUUUCGGACAAUACAAACUAUCAAAUAUUGAGUGAGAAUACAGGUUUCAAGAAACAAUGGAGUUAAGACAUAUAUUUGUGAUUUUAAUAUAUGUAUUUGAAAUGUGUUUAACUGUUGCUGCGACAAAUGACACAAAUUCAACCCAGGAAGAAACAACAACAACAGGGCGAAAGUAUUCAGAAGACACCGACGAAGAUAAAAAAUUGUUUGGAAAUCCCUUUUGGCUCGGGUUUACAGUGAUUUUAUUUAUUUCCUUGGUUAUAUUGUCCGUUUUUAUAUCGUUGACCUACGGAAUAUACAAAUAUCGCCAAAAUGCUAGACGACAAGGACUUUAUAAAGACAGAAGACGUAUUUACAUUGAAGGCGAAGAAAACCAAGGACCAGAUUAUGAUAUGUUCACGACAGACAGAACUUCAGAAUCAACCGGAGUAAGCAAUGCAACGUACAUUGGCUCAACUUGAAGAACGUAGAAGUCACAACAAAAACUAAACGUUUUAAAAGCUGGAAACCCCCGUGUGUUAUAUGCUUAUUAAAUAUUCAGUGAAAUUUGGAUAUGUUAACAUGUAAAGAACAAUGACAGUAAUUCAUGACGUUUAUCCCGGACAGCUGGCUGGCCAGAAACACGUCCGAUAUUAUUUAAGGUGUUGUAUGUAUAACGUAUGUCUUGCAUGUGUUAAAAACGUUUAAACUAUAUUUUUCCCCAUGAUUUGUAAAUUACUCAUCCACUGUCGAGUUCAUACUGUUACUUUCAAGUAACCAAACUAUUGAUUAAUUUCCAUAUCAUUUUCUUCAGUGUUUUAUAAAACACUAUAGCUGACUUGUGCCUUUUAAAUAAAAUCUCAUAAUAAUUUGA
Molecule: messenger RNA, 855 nt
Organism: Mercenaria mercenaria
Lineage: Eukaryota; Metazoa; Mollusca; Bivalvia; Venerida; Veneridae
Exons: 4
Coding region: 59-463 (134 amino acids)
Source: RefSeq, a predicted model, not a curated record